GGGGUCUGAUGAAUAUCAGUUCUAAUUGUUACUCAUUUCUCCAGCGGGAUCCGGCGACAAGCUUUCGAAUUUUUCUGGAAUUUUGUUUUUUUGUUUGUUUCCAUUUGUUAUAAUUGUUAAUAUUUUACAGUUUUCUAUUUAAUUUAAUUAUUAUUGUGUAAUUAAUUUACUGAAACGCUUGCGUUUACGGCAUUAUUGCUUACCACAGUUAACCAUCAAGGAUAAUGGAACCUAUUAGACCAGCCCGUGGUAGAGCACGUCCACGUCCUCAAACAAUGCCUGGCCAAGGUGGACCAUCUGGACCACCUCCAAGAGGCCCUCGUCCUAGUGCUCCUCUUGCUGGUGUGACACGACCAGCUCUUAGACCCCAAUUACCUCCUAUUACUAAUGUUCCCAGACCACAACAAAGACCAUUACCUGGUGUUGAUCAAGUAACUGAAGGUGUUCGUAACUUAGCUACAGGUGAUGUUCCAGUACCAAUUGGUCGUGGAGCUAUACGUGGCCGGCGUCAAGUUGAGACGGAACAUUUUAGAGCUCCACGUCCUGAAUCAUCACUCGGAGAAAAAGGAAAAAAAGGUAGUAGUGGUACUGAAGUAAAAUUGCUGGCCAAUUAUUUUCCUAUUACAUCUUAUACAACCUGGUGUUUAUAUCAAUAUCGAGUUGAUUUUGAUCCUCAAGAAGACCGUUUAUCUACAAAAAAAGGAUUGCUUGCCCAACAUAAAGAUCGUUUUGGUGGUUAUCUUUUUGAUGGAUCAAUGUUGUUUACUAGUGUUAAAUUAGAUCCAGAUACUUUCGAUCUUACUUCUACACGUAGAUAUGAUGAUCAGAUGUUUAUUUUAAAAAUUAAAUUCACCAACAGCAUUGAACCAGGAGAUUAUGCAUACAUUCAAGUAUUCAAUUUGUUGCUGAGGAAUUGUAUUAGACACCUUGAUUUGAAAUUAAUAGGACGUAAUUUUUAUGAUCCAAAAGCUAUAAUUGAUCUAGCACAAUAUAAAAUUCAACUAUGGCCUGGGUAUGAAACUUCGAUUGCUAAAUAUGAAAAUGAUAUAUUAUUGUGUGCCGAGAUAUCUACUAAAGUAAUGCGACAAGAAACAGUUUUAGAUUUCUUUAAACAGUGCGCUGAAGAUCGAAAUAGAAAUCCUGAUUGGAUGAUUACUUUUAAAAAUGGAGUAAUAGGAACAACUGUAAUGACAAAAUAUAAUAAUGAAACUUAUCGUAUUGAUGAUAUUGAUGAAAAUUCAGACCCUUCAUCAACAUUUAGCAAAAAGGAUGGUUCAAAAAUGUCUUAUAACCAAUACUACCAAGAGAAAUGGAAUAUUACUAUUCGAGGUGGAAGACAACCUAUGCUUAUAUCUAAAAACAAGAAGUCUGUUCGGCAAUUUGGAGGCGAAGAAGCUAUUGUAUAUUUGGUUCCUGAGUUAUGUAUCAUGACAGGAAUUACUGAUAAAAUGAGAAAUAAUUUAACUUUAAUGAGAGAUAUGGCUGUGCAUACACGUGUAGAUCCUAAUGAACGGGUUAAACGUUUAACUAACUUUGCUCACCGGCUUCUUUCUACACCUAAAUCUGUAGAAGAAUUAAAGAAGUGGAAUUUAACUUUGGGAAAAAAUCUAGUUGAACUUUCUGGUCGUGUUUUACCUCCAGAAAAAAUCAAAAGUAAUACUAGAGAUUAUGAUGGAGCUUUGGAAGCUGAUUGGACUAAACAAUUACGUUUUUUACCUAUGUAUACUUGUGCUUUGAUGAAAUGUUGGGUAAUUGUCGCACCUCAAGAUUGCAUAAGAGAUGUUCAACCUUUUGCUGUCAAUCUUGCUAAAGCUGCCCAAGGAAUGUCCUUUACUUUGCCUAGGCCAAUUUUAAUUCCCAUGAGAGAUGCCCGGUCUCAAUCAUUUUUGAGUAGUUUAGAACAAGUUAUAAAUGAACACAAUCCUACUAUGAUACUUUGUGUUAUCCCAUCGGCAAGAGGAGAUAUUUAUAGUUUAAUUAAACGUAAAUUGUGUGUUGAUAGAGCAGUUCCAUCUCAAGUAGUUCUUUUAAAGAAUGUUCAAAAAAACAAUAUGUCUGUUGUUACCAAAAUCGCAAUUCAAGUUAACUGUAAAAUUGGUGGUGCUCCUUGGCUUGUAGCAAUUCCUAAAAAGGGUAUGAUGAUAGUUGGUUUUGAUGUUUGUCAUGAUUCCCAAAAAAAAAAUAUUUCUUAUGGUGCGCUUGUGGCUACUAUGAAUGAUUCUCAUACUUCUUACUUUAGUUGUGUUGAACCCCAUAAUAGUGGCGAAGAGUUAUCCAAUCAUUUUGCAGCUGGCAUAAGUAAGGCAUUGGCAAAAUAUAAGUUGAAAAAUAAUGGACAGUUGCCUACUAGUAUUGUUAUUUAUAGAGAUGGUGUUGGAGAAGGUCAAAUUUCAUAUGUUCAUAAGACUGAAAUAAAAUUAUUACGAGCUGCUACUGAGCAGUUCUAUGGUCCUGUGUCAGUUCCUUUGGCAUUUAUUUUAGUAACUAAGCGGAUAAGUGCAAGAUUCUUUACAAAGCAAGGUAUUCAAAAUCCUCAAGCUGGUACAAUUGUCGACAGUGUGGUGACUGAUCCUACUAAAUAUGAUUUCUUCCUUGUAUCACAACAUGUACGUCUAGGAACCGUCACCCCUACACAUUACACUGUAAUUGAAGAUACAUUAAGGCUUCCACCGGAUAUAGUUCAAAGAUUAACUUAUAAAUUAUGUCACAUGUAUUACAAUUGGAGUGGAACUGUUCGAGUACCGGCACCAUGUCAAUUAGCUCAUAAAUUGGCAUUCUUAACAGGCCAAACUCUUAGAAGUGCUCCUAAUACUGGUUUGGAUGAACUCUUAUACUUUUUAUAAAAAUAUAUAUUUUUUUUUUUUUUUACCGAGAAACAAUUUGUUCUCAAUUGUUGUUUUUAUUGUAUUCAAUAAAUUUUUUGACUUAGUUAAUAAAAUUAAGUUUGAUAAUAUAAAAUUUGUUAUCAUAUUUUAUGAAAACUUCUAGAUUUUAACUGUUUUUACUGUAGUUUGACUAGUAUCAUUUUUUAAUCUACUAAAUUUGUGUAUUAAAUUAAUUUGACUAUAAUUAUUAAUUUUAUUUUUAAAACAAAAUCUACUUAAAAAUAUCACCCUAAAUAUGAUAUACUGUAAGUAACCUUUUUUUUUUUUAAUAUUAUAAUUCAUGAUAUUCUUGAAUAUAAUUGAUAGAAGAUAAAUUGUUUUUAGCUAACAAAAAUUAAAUAAGUUUACAAAACAUCUUCGUGAAAAAGACAUACAAAAUUUCAUAUGUUAAAGUAUCAAUUAAAAUUAAUUUUGUUAAUAAAACUUUGAGUUUUGAAUAAACAUUAAAUAAUUUAUCAUUUUAAAGAACUUGUGUUAAAUUGAUUGUAUUGGUUAUACUAAUUUGUUAUUAGUAAAUAAUUUAAUAGAAAUGUUCGAUUUAGAUAAGUUUAAUUAAUAUUUAAUCUUUUAUUAGUAGUCAUUUAAUUGCCAACAUUUUUAUUGUUUUUUCACUAAUAUAAAUUUAAAUUAACUUUAAUUGCUUUAAAUAAAAGUCUUAUGUAAUA
Messenger RNA from Daktulosphaira vitifoliae (grape phylloxera), 3550 nucleotides. RefSeq names its product piwi-like protein Siwi. Bases 225 to 2843 code for a protein of 872 amino acids. Gene Ontology annotation, molecular function: protein binding; piRNA binding. The transcript is spliced from 18 exons. Gene Ontology annotation, biological process: regulatory ncRNA-mediated gene silencing. NCBI's taxonomy places the organism in Eukaryota, Metazoa, Arthropoda, Insecta, Hemiptera, Phylloxeridae. Gene Ontology annotation, cellular component: P granule. The record is from RefSeq and is a predicted model, not a curated record.